AUGUGUGGUGAAAAUAUGACCAGCUACCAGGCACCGAACAUUACAACCAAACUAGACGGUCUUAACCAAGAAGGCCACGAUAUCCACGAAGCUUACGUAAAUCUACAAGAAAACGUUGAAUUCGACAGCGAUGACAACGUUGAAUUAGUCAGCGAUGAGUACGUUGAAUUAGACAGCGAUGACAACGUUGAAUUCAACAGCGAUGAAUAUGCAACCGACGAUGAAUGCACCACGUCUGUAGACUACGCUGUAGCGACGUACGACGAUGAUACAGUCUCAGUUGCUGACGUUGCUCGAGCGUUCGUUAUCGGAGGUGUAGUGCGUGAUGACGUCACUUCUGAGUUCUUUCUGAACGAGAUAUCAGAGGCAAACUUCCGUGGCUCGACGUCAUCAUCGCACGUCACGCUCUAUGGAGUCACGUUGCUGGAGGCGAGGAGCCCUCUGGUGGUGGCGCGAGAUGUGUGUCGCCAUCUCAUCUCUCAAAAUGUAGCAGUCAUUAUAGCUGCAGGAGGCAGCAACUCAAGCGCUCCUACAGCCUCCAUAUCCUACACAGGAGGAUUCUACCACAUCCCUGUCUUGUCCAUCUCUGUCAGGGAUAGCGCCUUCUCAAACAAGAACCUUCACGCGUCACUACUACGAACAGUUCCGCCGUACAGUCACCAGGCCGCAGUUUGGUUGCGGCUUCUUGAACGUUUCUCGUUCCGGUCCGUCGUCUUCGUGAUGUCGUCGGAGGCUGAGGGCUGGACCACGCUACGCCACCUCCACGACCUCGUCAGGGACAUGAGUGAUGAGACCAAUGUCAAGGUGAGUGAGGGUGAUGAUAUGAGGGUAAAGGUGAGUGAGGGUGAUGAUAUGAGGGUCAAGGUGAGUGAGGUUGAUGAUAUGAGGGUCAAGGUGAGUGAGGGUGAUGAUAUGAAGGUCAAGGUGAGUGAGGGUGAUGAUAUGAGGGUCAAGGUGAGUGAGGGUGAUGAUAUGAGGGUCAAGGUGAGCUCGACAGUCGAGUUCGCUCCAGGGUCAGCGAGCGUCUUGAACGAACUGAGGCCUCUGCAGAACAGCACUGUCCGCGUCUACCUGCUGGCGACCAGGCACGUGACUGCAAAAGCGUUGAAAUCCUUGCAAGAAGAACAGCCUGAAAUGAUAACGAGCCCUCCGUCUGCCUGCUGCCAGGAGAACCAUUGGAACAUCACUGGGCCUCUGCUGUACAGGUACCUCAAACGUCAAGAUCUGACAGAAGGACUCACAGGACGAGUCGCGUUCGACAACAACGGUGAUCGAAUCUUCGCUGAAUAUGAAAUCAUAAAUGCUUUACAAGACAACCUACUGAAAGUUGUCGGCACCUACCUGUAUAACAAGUCAUCGGGAAGAAUGGAUUUAGAAUUGAACGAAGAGAUUGUGUGGCCCGGCGGCGUUAGCGAGACGCCUACAGGUUACUUCAUCCCAGCACACUUGAAGGUCCUUACCCUGGAAGACAAGCCGUUCCUGAUGAUGUCGGAGACGAGCGUUGAGAAGAGCGAGUGUGUGACACCGACCCAUGCCCCGUGCUUGCUGUACGCAGGUGCUGCCGUCAUCCCUGGUGAACGCUGCUGCUCGGGUUAUUGUGUUCAUCUCCUGAAUGAACUCGCCAGCGCCUCGAAUUUCACGUUCGAUCUCUAUGUCUCGAACGACACAGAGUACGGAGAACAGUAUUACAGUAACGGUACAGGAAGGCUCACAAAUUUUCAGCUCACUGAGACGCAAGACGUAUCUAAAAGUGACAAGAAAUGCACUAUUGUGCCCGCCAUCGUGUCCAUCGUCCAGCCGUUCCACGAGAGUCUUUGGGCCAUACUGCUCGCCUCUGUACAUGUAGUCGCGCUCUGCGUAUGGCUGCUCGACCACUUCAGCCCUAUGUACAAAAACUCAGGCAGUGAAACGGACUCUUUAACGCUGAGUGAAGCCUGCUGGUUGUCAUGGGGAGUAUUGUUGAACAGCGGCAUGAAUGAAGGCACACCGCGCUCUCUGAGUGCCCGAGUGCUGACGCUGAUCUGGGCAGGCUUCGCAAUGAUCCUACUGGCGUCCUACACGGCGAACCUCGCAGCCUUCUUGGUCCUAGAGGAGCACACGGACGCUAUAACGGGCAUUAACGAUCCUAAACUGAGGAACCCGUCAGAAAAUUUCACUUUCGGCACCGUGGUUGGGUCCGCAGUCGACACGUACUUCCGUCAGAAGAUCGAGCUGUCGAACAUGUACAGAGUGAUGAACCGCAGCAACGUCAGGAGUGCGCAAGAAGGGAUCAACGCCUUGCUUAAUGGGACUCUGAAAGCCUUCAUAUGGGACAGCUCUCGUCUCGAGUACGAAGCUUCACGCAACUGCGAACUGGUCACCGUUGGAGAUAUUUUCGGGCGCUCAGGCUACGGUAUCGCUCUUGUCAGAGGCUCUCCAUGGGCUGAAAAAAUUACUCUCGACAUCCUGCACUUCCAUGAGAGUGGCUUGAUGGCCAAACUCGACGACCAAUGGAUUUGGUCAGACCUCGAAGACGAGUGUCCAUUGGAGGUGGACGGCGAGCCCUUACAGCUCGGCCUGACCAACAUCGAGGGGAUGUUUUACAUGGUGGUUGGAGCUACGAUCACUGGAACAAUCCUAAUCUUUAUUGAAAUAUUUUGUAAAAGAAUCAAUAUCAAGAAGGCCGCGCAAGAGAGGGCUGGGUCGAGGCCGCCCUUCGCUGGAAAGACAAACUGCAAGGAGGAGGAAGGAGAGGCUGAUUUCCUUGAUGAGGUCGUCGAUGAAUUCCCCAUCCCUGAAGCAGUGAUGUAUGGUCAGCAAGGCAGGCAAAAUUGUUCACGAAAUUUAGAUCAAGAUAAACGUUGCACGAGUAACGAAAAAGAUCACAAACAGACAAGCGCUCCCUGUAAUUCUAUAAAAUCUACUAAUAAAAGCUUGCAGAAGAUUGGUCAUCGGUUGAAAAAUAGCACAAACUUACCGUGGAUUUGCACAAAUUGGAGUGAAGCCGAAUGGAUAGGAUACUAUUUGCAUAGAAUCGACAAAGAAAUUCAAGAAAAGUCAGCCACAAAGUGUACAUCAAAUCUAUCACCUUUGCUAAAGUCGAAGCAGACUUUACUGAAAAUGAGAUCAGCAGCAAGGAGACAUGAACUUCAAGUUAGUGACCAUUCAUCGGAUGGGGUUGCUUGCUCGGUGACUGGUCUGACUCCAAUUCUCAUUUCAAAGCCAGUUGAUGAUGUUCAGAAGCAAAAAGCGAACGUUUCAAGUGUUGAAGUUCAGUUGCAUAAUCCACACAUGGAGAUUGCCCAGGGUCCUAAAGAAAGAUCAUCAAAAAACUCUAACGUAAACUUCAUCAAAAGAUCGAACUGUGCGAGUCGUGACAUCUGUAGCACAGUUGAAGCUGUAUGUGAACAUAGUCCAAUUGAUGCUCUUGGAACCGCAUUUGACAAGGAAGCUCACCAAGGAGUAAAAUGCAAAAUGUCCCGCAAACCAAUUCAAAGCCAACCUGUUGCCUUCCAUGUUGACAAGUUACCAGAUGUGGUUGGCGCUGUAAGUAACUUGGAAAUAAAUAAUGGGUAUGAAAACAUCUCUCAAGCAGUAAACGUCUAAUUUGUUGUUGCUUGGCGUGGUGUGCAUUUCAACGAUCAUAAGAACUCGCAUAUAUGCUCUUAUAAUGGCUUAUCGUAACUAUAAGUUAAUUUGCGUCGAAUUCAGUUUUAUAUGUUUUUUUAGAAUGAGUUAGCACUAAGAUUAUUUUCGAAUUCAAAGCUCUGUUUUACUGGGUAAUUAUGAUACUGACGAGGUUUCUCAACUUUGGGUUGUGUUUGGGUAAUUAUCAUUGUUAACCCUCUA
Messenger RNA from Hyalella azteca, 3828 nucleotides. Its product is annotated as glutamate [NMDA] receptor subunit 1. Gene Ontology annotation, biological process: chemical synaptic transmission; regulation of membrane potential; ionotropic glutamate receptor signaling pathway. The transcript is spliced from 20 exons. NCBI's taxonomy places the organism in Eukaryota, Metazoa, Arthropoda, Malacostraca, Amphipoda, Hyalellidae. Gene Ontology annotation, molecular function: NMDA glutamate receptor activity. The record is from RefSeq and is a predicted model, not a curated record. Gene Ontology annotation, cellular component: synapse; plasma membrane; NMDA selective glutamate receptor complex. Bases 1 to 3585 code for a protein of 1194 amino acids.